GGUGAGGAGGCUGAGAAACUCAAAGUUGGCCACUUCCGAUCUGCGGCGCGCAGAGAGAAGCGGAGAGCUGAGCUGGGCUCGGAGGGCAGCGCCGCCACUCUCGCUGCUGCCUCUCGCGACGCGCCGUGCCUCCACAGGCGUGAACAAGCGAUGCUGCAAGGAGGACGCUGGCCCGUGGAUUGACUGCCGUGCGGUGGGAGGAGCGGCGCGAGCCCCGACGAGGAAGGCGCCUCGUCCCUCAGCCGGGUUUUUUUGUCCGCACCCCGUCCCUUUACGUGCGCCGCACCUCUCCUCCUCGCCAAACCGCAAUCUGGUCGCCUGGGCCAGGGAGGAGCGGGCGGGGGCGUGUGCCGAGUGGGGUUAAGCGUGCGGUGCGCUUGAAUGCGGCCACGCAGUAGAGCCGAGCGCACGCCGAGAGAGAGAGCCGCGGCACUCGCUCAACCAGUUUUGGCAGCCGAGUUUUUCUUCACCUGGUGGUUUUUUUCUCUCUUUUCAAUAAUAUUAAUUUAAACUUUUCGGCAAAGUAAUUCCGCGAGCAUGCGCCGCGCGCGCGCCUGAUGUGCCCCCCGAGGGACGCGGAGGUCGCGACGCGCGCAGCGCCGUUCGUGCGUGGGUGGGGUGGGGAGCGGCCCGGCACCGAUCAUUUGGCGGGGGAGCCAUGCGCAAGCUGGCGGCGCCGACGCCGCACCUCCCAGGGGCAGCGUGCGGCCCCUGGGAGCCGAGGGACGGCUUCACGGUGAGCGGCGGGGGCGGGGGCGGCGGCGGCCGCGCCGCCAUCCUCGGCAGCUUUGAGCGCGCCGAGGAGUUUGGCAUCCUGGGUCCGGGGGCGCCCUACGGAGAAGAGGUGUGCGAGGAGUGCGGGCGCGAGAUCACCUGCGUGGAUGACGUUGGCGGGAGCGGCAGUGCCCGGCUGUGGUUCGACGACGACGAGGAGGAGGAGAGGUACAUUGAGACGAUGUGCCUGCGGCGGCGGGGCAGUACUAGCGAUGAACUCUUAGAGGGCUCUGACUGCAUGAGCACGAACGGGAUGUCGCCCGUGCGGUCCUGCUACGGAGAUCCGAGCGUUUACCUGGACGAUGCUGCGGACACGGAAGCCGACGCCUCCUCUCACCCCGACUUCUACGAUGGCGGCGUCUCGUCGUGUGGCGACGUUCCCUGUGCCGUGGACGCCUUCGACAACCACCCUGGCGGGCGACACGCCAAAGCGACGGCCCGCAUCGCCGACGGUGCACACGUUCACCAGGGCCGCGCGAGCGACACGCUCAACUCCGGCUCCGGCUCGCGAAGUGGAAACAGCUUCUCCGACUACGGCAGCGCUGACGAGUCCCCCGGGCCCGGACACACGUCGGUCCGCGAGUUCCGCUCCGACUCGGACGCCAGGGCCUCGGAACAAGGCCAAAGCUACACGUGCUUCUUCCUGGUGAGUUCCAACGAUCCGCCGAGCGGCGCGGAGGCCCUGACGUCCGACGGCCCAGGCCGCACCGCGAGAAGCAUCCCGUCGGCCAAUCCCACGAGCGAAAACGCCCCACGCGCCGGCACCGGCCACGCGCCGCUGAAGCCUUGCCGCAGCGUGGACGAUCCCGCUUGCUCGCGGCUGAGGCUGCGGGCCGCAAAGAGCGCCAAUGGUGCCUGGUGGGCUUCUCUGGAUUCGUCUCCAGCCGGAGCCUCCGUAGUCCGAGAACAUUUCCCCGCUCCUGCCACCGGCGCUGUCGGACCACGCUCCCGGAGGAGUGAGCGCGAAGACGCGGCGUCGCCACACUUGGCCGGCGUUCGUCAACGGGGUGGCGGAAGCGCUGCGCUUACUACGCCGGACAGCGAGGAGCGCGGGCGAGAGCGCCGGCCGUCUCCCACAAUGCAUCGUAACGCUGGCUUUCCCCAUCAAAAUAUAAUGGCCCUUCAUUGCCAUCAUCCUGCAGAGUCCGUCUCCGAGCCGGUGCUACACAUCUCCAGCCAGGCCGACGGCGGCCACCUUCCUCUGCAGCUCUCGGUGAGCUUUGACUCCAUACCGUGCCACUCUCCUCUGCAGGCCGUCCAGUGGCCCACGAACAUCAAUGCGUCUGGUCACUCGGCCCUGAGGGCUUCUCUGAGCGAAGGUCAUGACCCCAACGCGUCGGUUACGGACCACAGGCUCGGAGACUGGAGAAAUCACCCGUUUCACACGAGGCCCAGCGCAGCCACGUGCUACUUCCGUCGCCCCUACGGCAGCUUGCAUCUCUACGACAACGACGAUUGCCCCGAGGACGAGGACGAGGAGGUCGACGAUGACGGAGUCGGUUACGGGAGCUCUAGGGCGGCGCUGCACCGCGCCAGUGCCAAGCUGCUGUGGCCCAUGUGGCAGAAGCAGGAGAGAGCGGGGCAGCGCGCCAAGGAGCAGGCCGACGGCAGCCUCGUCCGGAGGGACGCGACGUCGCCCGCGGUGCGCGAGCGCGGCCGGGCGCAGGCGCCGACCCGGCGGCGCAAUCCCGCCGGGCUUCUGACUGAAGCGGCGACGCCAGAAUGGACAAGAGAGGAGCGGAAGGGGGGAGCGGCUCCGUUCAGGCUCGACGGCGAUGACGACGACGACGAUGAUGACGACGGCGGCGGCGGCGGGGUCUGCUGCGAGGGGAGGCGGCGCAAAGCGAGCUCUGUGGUGCUGCUGCGCCGAUACCGGCGUGGCGGAUUUGAGGUGAAGAAGUCGGUGUGCCCCGGCUGCUGGGACCGCUGCGGCUGGAUGGCGGCGGCGGCGGUGGCGGCGUACCGGCCCACGGGCCGCUUCGGCGGCGCGUGGCACUCGACGUCGCGCCCGCAGCCCCGUCACAGGAGGCGCCUCCUGCAUCUGCACUACUAUCGUAAACACAACUCGCUUGGGGCCCAUGGACAUCACCCGGGCAGCUUCUGGAACGAGCAGGACCCAGACGGAGCGCUGAGCAUCCUGCGGUGCAUCCGGAGUCUGGGGCAGGGCUGCCCCUCGAGAGAACACAACGUGAAGGUGCUCCUGUGGCACGGGGGAGACGCGCACCUCCUGCACUCGUCCAGGAAGAUUUUGGCCGAGUCGGUGACUGCCCGGGCGCGGGCGGUGGCGGCGGCGCUUGCCGCGAAAGCCCCGGCGGUCGCGGUGCGGGGCUGGCUGCCCGACGAGGGGCUCCGGGAGCGCGUGUCCGGCGCGCUGCUGGAGGCCGUGCUUCUGCUGGGGUCGCGCCCCGGGGUCACGAGCCCCGUGCUGACCACUGCGUCCGCGCAGGGGAAGAGCCCUGCCAAAGGGCGAGGCCUGGCGAUGUCCCUGCCCAGCACGAGCGGCCUCGAGCCGACGGCGGCGGGAGGCGCCACGAGCCCCGAGCUGGAGGCCCUCUGCUCGCUGCUCGCCUUCCCCGAGGAGGUGGCCGGCGUUCUGUGGGAGCGCGAGGUCGCGCUGUACCGCAAUGUUUCUCCCGGCUCCUACCUCGCCUUCCUCACCGCGGACCUGUCCUCGCCCGCCGCCACGGACUCCGUCCUCGCCGGCCUGCGGGGGAAGCGUGGCAGCGAUGCGGCGCCAGCCGAGCAGCAACAGCAGCAGGGUGGCGGCCCGCGGCCAGAGGACGCCAUCCAGGCCCUGGUGGACUGGUUCAACGAGGUGAGCACGUGGGUCACGUGGCUCGUGCUGGCCGCCCCCUCCAUGGAAGAGAAGCGGCAGACGUACUCCUGCCUGGUGCAGGCGGCCUACGCCUGCUACCACAAGAGGAACUACCACGGCGUCGCCGAAAUCCUCUCUGGCCUCAGGUCCCGCAAGGUGCUCAAGAUGUGGCAGUUCAUGGAGCCCUCGGACAUGCAGGCCGUGCAGAGCCUGAAGCAGGCCAUGUCGGUGCUGGGCUCGGUGGAGGGCUACGCCCGGGCCCUGCGGCGCACGGCGCCCGGCCGCCCCACGCCGCUGCCCUUCUGCGGAGUGUUCCUGCGCGAACUCGCCGGGCUCAUGGAGUGCGGCGCCAGCCUGUUGGUGUGCGGGCCGCCCGGCGCCUCCGGCAGCAGCCCCUUCCGAGACGCGGCCGGUCCCCGCGGCAGCCCCGGCACCCUGCGGUUCAUGGCCGACUACGCGGGCGAGGCGGGGUUCGUGAGGCGGGCCGGCCUCGACGGGCUGUGCAACCGCGACAAGGCGUCCGAGGUGUCGCGCCUGCUGGCCGUGGUGGCGGCCUGCCGGCGGGGCCUGCUGGCGGCACGGGGCCCGGACGGCGACCCCUGCUCGCCGCGGCCGCAGCACGCCGCCUACCCGCCCCCCGCGAACCCAGCGGGCUGCAAGAACGGCAGGGCGGAGGCGGAGGGGGCGGGGCUCUCGGCGGACCGAGUCAGGUUUGUGCUGGGCGACGUCGCGAACGAGGCGGAGGACGACCGCUUCGACGUGGCGGACGAGCUGGACGGCGCGGCGCCGUCGUGCGCCCUGCCGGCGCACGACCACGGCGUCGAGGUCAUCCCCACGCACGUGCUGCUCCGCUGGCUGCCGCUCGGCCUGCUCGACUUCCUGCGCCGAGGCUGCACCGCGCUGCACUACGACGCGCCCGGGCGCGCCUCGGCGCUCUGCUUCCUGCGCCUGCAGCCCGACAACCGCACGCUCGCCUGGGGGCAGACGCCCGUCGCCGGGCGCGCGCGCGGGGCCUGGCCCAGCGCGCCGGGCGGCCGCGGCGCCUCGGAGGGCUCCCUGGACCUCUCCUCGCUCAAAGACGCCUUUGCCGACGGGCUGGCCCCCUCCGACGCGGCGCACCUGGCCGGCCUGUACCGCCACGCCGCGCUGCUGCGGCCGCUGACGCUCCUGCACGGCGCCGGCACCACUGACAACCGCUCGCUGCACUUCCUGGCGCCGAAGCAGACGGCGUCGCAGCUCACGGACGCGCUGCGGCUCGUCGCCACCGCGCUGCGUGGGCUCAAGCGCUACCCAGACCAGCGGCUCUACUGGCUGCGCAAGCAGUACACGGCGCUCUUUCAGGAGGGAUCCUGCCAGGGCCCCACGCUGGCACAGACGGUGGAGUUGUUUGGGGGCCGGCGGUGGCCGUCCCACGGCGGGGGCAGCAGCGGCGUGGGCGGCGGCGACGCCGGCGGCGGCGGUGGCACCCUGGGCCGCACGGGGACGGAGCGCUGCAGCUACCACAAGCUGGGCCUCGGAGAGGUGGCGCCUCCCAGCAGGAAGGCCACGCAGCGCAACGCCAGCAAGCGCAACAAGAAGGCGCUGGCCAAGUCGGCCAGCGUGGACAGCGAGGAGGAGCUGGGAGAUGUCAGGACGAGGGGACGCCAAGACGGCAGCCUAGAUCUGUCUGCGUCCAGCCCCGCGUCGCUGCUGGCCCCCCUGCGUCGAGGAACGCUGCCCGAGUCUCCCCCCCUGCAGAGCCUCACCUCCACGGCACGGCCGCUCACCCUCACCUCCUCCUGCUCCUCCUCCUCUUCACAGAGGCCCAGCUCGAUGGGCAUGCCCACCACGUUUCCAAAGUCGCAGAGCGGCAGCCGCAACAGCCACAGCUGGCACGGCAGCGCCCGCUCCUUCCACGACUUCGACAACUCCGUCUCCUUGGCGGAGUUCGUGGAGCUCUUCAAGUCGUUCAUCGUACGGAGCCGCAAGGACCUCAAGGACGUGUUCGAGGUGUACAGCGUGCCCUGCAGCCGCUGCGAGAGCCCCGCUGUGCCGGCGGGGAGCCACGCCGACGCGGCCCCCAGGACCCCCCCCGGGGCCCAGCCCGAGAUUGACUUGAUCACGAGGAAUGAGUCCGAGUGGAGUUGGCCGGGUGCCGGCUGGGGUGCGGAGCCUGCCGCGGGGGGAGGAGGCCACGCGGCGUCGCCGGGCGGCGGCUCCGGCGGCAUCAGCGGCGCCGCCGGAGCCGCCGGAGCCUACCAGCGGCAGAUCUCGGACGCGAUCGCGGCGGCCAGCAUCCUGAGCAACGGCACGGGCGUGGAGAGCACGUCGCCCCGCCUGCUGGGCAUGGCCCCCCGGCAGCUCGCAGACUUCCUCGCCAAGUGCCAGGGCGAGCACCUCACCUACCCGGAGCUGCUGCGCCUCAUUCAGCGGUUCGAACCGUCGGAGUCUAUGCGGCAGCGGGGAAUCAUGUCGUUUGAAGGAUUCGCGAGGUUCCUGCUCGACGCGGACAACUUUGCGUGCGUCCUGGAGGAGUCCCCGCCGGACGAGAGCCAGCUCCAGCGCCCGCUCUCGCACUACUACAUCGCCUCGUCCCACAACACCUACCUCACGGGACACCAGCUCAAGGGCGACUCCUCCGUGGAGCUCUACCAUCAGGUGCUGCUGCAGGGCUGCCGCAGCGUGGAGCUGGACUGCUGGGACGGAGACGACGGCUCCCCCAUCAUCUACCACGGCCACACGCUCACCACCAAGAUUCCCUUCCAGGACGUGGUGGAAGCGAUCAACCGCAGCGCGUUCGUCACGAGCGAGCUCCCCGUCAUCCUCUCCAUCGAGAACCACUGCUGCCUCGCCCAGCAGCGUAAAAUGGCCGAAAUCUUCAAGAGCGUCUUCGGGGAGCGACUCGUGACGCGCUUCCUCUUCGAGUCGGACUUCUUAGACGACCCCAUGCUGCCAUCGCCAUGGCAAUUGCGAGGCAAGAUCCUGAUCAAAAACCGCAAGCUGAAAGCUCACCACACGCCCGUGGACCUGCUCAAACAGAAGGCCCACAAGCUGGCCAGCCUGGCGGCGCAGCAGUGCAGCGCCACCGCGGACGAGGAGGAGGAGGACGAGGACGAGUACGACUACGACUACGAGUCGCUGUCCGACGCUGACGGCCUUUCCACAUCCAUGCAGGCUCUCCAGAAAGACACCAUCCUGGACGAGCGCACCGAGCGGCUUCCGUCGGAGGACGCAGAGGAGCAGAGCAAGAGCAGAAGCGGGGCGGCAACGGAAGUGCAGCCGCCCUCGCCCAGCCGCAAGGAGAAGCCCUCCUCAAAGCAGAAGCGCUACGUGGUGUACGACAUGGAGCUGCGGGAGGAGGUUCUGCUUCCACACAACAAGAAGGAGAGUCGGCAGAUCGCGCAGGAGAUGUCCGACCUCGUCAUAUACUGCCAGGCCGUCAAGUUUCCAGGCUUCUCCAGGCCCGGCCCCGCGCGCCUCAAAGCGAAGGCAACGCGCAAGUCGCUGUUUGGUGCCGCCGCGCAGAGGAUGAGCACCGGGGAGCAGGACGUGGCGCACGCGCGCGGCAAGGGCGGCGAUGGGACCGGCGGUGACGCGGAGGAUCCCGGGGUGGCGCCUCCUCUCUCCGCCAAAUCUCUCAGCGCCCUCAUCCGCACGCCCAAGUGCUAUCACAUGUCCUCCAUGAACGAGAACGCCGCCAAACGCCUGUGCCGUCGCUACGGCGCCAAGGUGCCGCAGCACACCAUGUGCCAGCUGCUGCGCACGUAUCCUGCCGCCACGAGAAUAGAAUCCUCGAACCCGCACCCCAUGCUCUACUGGCUCCACGGCAUCCAGAUGGUGGCGCUCAACUACCAGACCGAGGACUUACCCAUGGCGCUGAACGCGGCCAUGUUUGAGCAGAACGGCGGCUGUGGGUUUGUGCUGAAGCCGCCGGUGCUCAGGGACAGGACCUGCCCCCUCCAGAAGACCUUCCGCCCCAUGGACCGCGAGAUCGAGGGGGUGCAGCCGACCACGUACCACAUCACGGUGAUCUCAGGGCAGUACGUGUGCCCGGGUAACACGGCGGGCAGCCCUCACGUGGAGCUCGAGUUGGCGGGCAUGCCGCUGGACACGUGCCACGCGGGCCACCUGCGCACCAAGACCGUGGGCCGCAACGCGCUCAACCCGCUGUGGGGCGAGACCUUCACGCUGCCCGUGCACCUGGAGGCGAUGGCCUUCCUCCGCCUGUCUGUCGUGGACAGCGGCGGCGGCGGCGUCACCGCGCAGCGGAUGGUGCCGCUGGCCUCGCUGCGCACAGGCUACCGCCACUUGCGGUUGCGUAACGUCCAUAACGAGGCGCUGCCCAUCUCCAGCCUCUUCCUGUGCGUUCGCCGAGAGGAGCCCCCCCUCGGGGGGGAGAACACCCCCGCCUCCAGGGUGUUUGGAACGGAGGAGGAGUGGCGCCGCGAUCGGCACCGUCUCACGGUGUGGGGUGCCCCGGGGCCGUGGCCCUUCUCCGUGCUCUCGGUUCCCGAGGACACCACUGCUCUGCAGCUCAUCGCCUUGGCCUUGCAGCAGUCGGAGGCCUCGGACGCUCGUCCCCCGUCCCCCGAGAGCACGCGGGGCGCCUGCGCCUGGGCGCUGGUGGAGGAGUCUCUUCCCGUGUGGCGGGAGAGGGGCGAGGGAGCGGCGUCAAAGGGGGGCGGCGACGGGGACGCGCGGCCGUGCGAUGGGGCGGGCCCGCAGGCCGACGAGCGCGGAUCGCCGGGGGAGGGCGCCGCCCGGCCGGCGAAGGCCGAGGGGCGGCGCAAGCGACGCGCGCUCAACUCCGAGGAGCUGGUGCUGCCGCUCGUGCGAGCGUGGGCCACGCGCGAGGGUUGCACGGCACGGCUCGUCAUGGAGAAGCGCGACGAACCGGGUGGUGAGCGCGAGUGGAACAGCAGCACCUUCCUGGUGCGUGUGCACGACAUCCUGCCCGAGCAGCCGCACACCAUCAUCCGCGCCGACUGCGCCAGCACCGCACAGGACAUCAUCACCCAGACUCUGAGCAAGGCCAAGUACUCGAUGACGUCGCUGAGGAAGAGUGACCCGGCCGGCUACGUGCUGGUGGAGGAGCUGAAGGACCCCAAGCGAGUGUCCCCGGGGAGGCCGCUGCACCGCGUGCUGGCCGACGACGAGAACGUCUGCGCCGCCCUGAGUCGCCAGCUGGAGCCCACGCGGCUGCUGCUCAAACUGCGCGAGCAGGUGCAGACUGUCCUGGACAGGCAGAAUUGCCCCACGGAGGAGGUGAAGCUCCGGGCGAGACGCUCUCCUGGCCGGGCCCCGCUCGUCACGGGCCGCUCCGUGCAGGCCCCGCCGCCGACGGACGGCGCGGCCGCGCAGAUUUCUCACGCGGACGGCCGCUCUUGACGACCUCCCCUCCGCGGAGACGGAGCGCCGCUCCCUCUGGGUGCUGCCCUGCCCCCAGCGCGGCACGUGAAGGAGCUGGAUACCCGCCGUCUGCCUGUAGAUGCAAUAUUGGAGAGAUAAACUAACUUUUAAUUGUUUUUUAAAUGGACGUUCGGUGAGCGCCUUUCUGUUUCCACCAACGUGGUUGUGGUCACAAUCCUGUGGGCGCCGUCAAGCGCGAAAGGAGGGACGAGUUUUGAAUAAGCACUUCCAUAAGCACUUCGUGUACAGGGAUUGCCCUCCAGGGGCCUCGGAAGAAUCCCAACGCAGACGCCGGCACGCGAUGCGCUCUGCCGGACAUGCGCGCCUGGCAUCCACCAGGUGUUGUCAACGCGGGGGGGGCGCCGGUCAACGCCCCCGCCGCUGCAGUCGCCGGAAACGUCGCCACGCUGUGGGAGAGCCCUGGGCCGGUUACCACGUGGCCCAAGCCCCUGGGGGGGCGGACCUACCCUCUCGUUGUGCCUGAUCGUACCUCGCUGUCUAAAGGAGAAGGAGACUGCCGGCACCCCCCCCCCCCCUCCUCUAUAUUUUCUGCACUGAGCAAGUUUCACUGCACUACGUGGGAUGGGCAGGCGCCCAAUGUGAGCACGCCCGUUGCCACCAGGUUUGCUGUACAGAUAUUUUUUAUUGUGAAUAUUGUGGACGUUAGGAGUUCUCAAACGCGCUGAGCCAAAUCAACACGAAGCAGCCACUCCUCGUAUUGGGGCCCUUCAGGUUGUUACCACACGCCCACGUGGGCAAGUCGCGCACGGCGAGCUUGCGACGUGUCCGUCGCCUCGCCGCCUCGGACGGCCACGCUGACACUGAACGUGUGACACUUCACGCUGACACUGAACGUGUGACACUUCACGGGAUGCCGUGAUCCUGCAGCCGGUAGCCCGCCUCGUCGUACACUGCCACAUUUGCACUUCUUCUCUUUCACCCCCCUCCUCCAGCCUCCCUGCCGCCUUAUUCAUCUGUCACGCAUGCUUUUCUUUCCAGCCGUAGUUUUCGCUGUCUGGCGACCCUUUGCAUUCUCCUGUUUACUUUCAGCUCCCUGUUCCCUUCUGCCACUUCCGAUACCUUUUCAACCAUUUCCCUUCACGUGUAUUGCGCUUGCUGUAGAUACCGAUGUCAUAGAUGCCUUCUUUCUAUGUUAAUUAAACAGUGUAUUUUAUAUAUUUUAUUUAGAUAGUUUUAAUAUGCGUAUGUGUCCGUCUGAGUCGGAUAUUAAUAAAUACCAAAAUAUCA
Messenger RNA from Lethenteron reissneri (Far Eastern brook lamprey), 10225 nucleotides. RefSeq names its product phospholipase C epsilon 1 (gene PLCE1). The record is from RefSeq and is a predicted model, not a curated record. Gene Ontology annotation, molecular function: guanyl-nucleotide exchange factor activity; phosphatidylinositol-4,5-bisphosphate phospholipase C activity. Gene Ontology annotation, biological process: release of sequestered calcium ion into cytosol; G protein-coupled receptor signaling pathway; Ras protein signal transduction. Lineage: Eukaryota; Metazoa; Chordata; Hyperoartia; Petromyzontiformes; Petromyzontidae.